AUGAAAAGAGACGAAGAAGAUGUCAAGAAAGUUAUUGAAGUAAUCAGCAACUGGCGUAACCCAUUUGAACCAUCAGAGGAACUUCUCUGCAUCAGCUCGGGGUAUGUUACCAGCGACAGCAUAAAGCAAGACCUGCUGGAGGCAAAAGAGAAGGGAGCAACAGCUUUAACAGCGUUUGUAGAAGAAAGAAUAAUCACAAAUUCAACAGGAAUCUUUGAAACACUCCCUAAACUGAAGCUAGGAAGUUUCCGUGAUACACACAAGAAGACUUCUGUGACAGCAGGAGACAGGAAUGUCAUGAUAAGAGCCGACAGAAACCUUUUUGCCCGCCUGCUUGUCAUUGGACAGAGCCGCCAGAUGGACCUGAGAUGUCUGCUGUCUCAUGAGCUUGGCCCUCUCCCGUGGUCUUUAGCUUUACCCGAUGGCUCAUUAGCCAAGACAAACAAAGCCAGUCUUUCUGUGUUACUCGAAAAUGGUGUAGAAUGCCUACCGAGCUUACCUGAUCAGACUACAGCUGUCAUCAUAGAUGCAAUGGCGAUGCUACAGACAGUAGUCAGAGUGCCUGAUAGAUUUUGUGAGCUGGCAGAGAUGGUGAUGUCCAGAAUUCUGACAGAAGCUGGCGAGGCAGCAAGAAUUGACUUUGUAGGAGAUCAAUAUCCGGCCAUCUCAAUAAAGAACACAGAAAGAAACAAACGAAGCAGAGAUGGACAGCUGGUAGUCAACGUCACCAACGGUCAACAGAUGUGCCCACGUCAGUGGAGAAAGUUUCUGGCAAAUGGUAAAAAUAAAACUAACCUCCUAAGCUUCCUUGUACGGGAGUGGUCAGAAAACGCCGUGUACGCACAGAAAAUUAAAGACCGCACCUUCUUUGUCACUCACGGAGACAACUGCACCAAACUUGUCGCCCCAAAUGGUUCAACUACUGCAAGCGAUGUGCCCGAACUUUGCACCAAUCAAGAGGAAGCUGACACUAGAAUGUUCCUCCACGCAGAACAUGCAUCUCAAAAUGGACACUAGCGCAUUGCCAUUAAGUCCUCUGACACAGAUGUAGAAGUACUAGCCUGCUAUUACCAAGCCGUCAUUUCUGCUGACAUAAUUCUGGUCAGUGGUACUAGUAGAAGAUCUCGCAUUGUUAGCAUUCGACGGGUAUGUGAAAGACUUGGCCGAGAAAUAUGCGAAAUACUUCCAAGUCUCCAUGCCAUAACUGGUUGCGAUAGUGUGAGCGCUUUUUCAACAAAAGGGAAGAAGAAGGCUCUUAUGUUGUACAGAUGAAUCCAGCUUUGAGGCAAACUCUUGGCUCCUGCUAG
Molecule: messenger RNA, 1307 nt
Organism: Pocillopora meandrina
Lineage: Eukaryota; Metazoa; Cnidaria; Anthozoa; Scleractinia; Pocilloporidae
Source: the annotation of a GenBank genome assembly